AUGCCUGUAUCUGCAUCCCCAGAAUAUCAAAGUUUGAAGCGAAUCUUCAAAAAAAUCAUAGCAUGCAUCCUAAUUGGCUGUUUAAUUCUUUCUAAACUUUCCAACAUCUCAGCUGUUGAACAACACUAUAAAAUUCUUGCGAAAGUCGCUUUGUUCAUUACUUACUUUUCUAUUGCUGGCAUUGCUUUUUUGAUCCCAAUGUACUAUUCUGCUGGAGCUGUGAAAAAUUACAACAUCUUCUUGUUUUGCUCAUGCGGAUCUUUAAUCAUUGAAGCUGCUGAAUUUUUCCUAUUUCUUGGUGUUUUCAGUAGCGGAAAGUGGGUUAUGGUUGAGCUGGGAAACCUAUCAGUUCUCCUACUAGUUCUCACACUAAUCGAAGGGCUUUUUGAAGACAAAAAACAAAUAAUUAUUGGAGAAAACCUUUCUCUCAUUGAAACAAAUCCAAGCAGAUAUUUUACUGAUGUUGAAGGACAAAGUGGAACAUUGAUAGAAUUUGAUGAAUCUAGAGAUGAAAUUAUUCUCAGAUGUAGAGAAUUCAGACGUGUUUGGGGGAGAAGCAGAUCCAUUUGA
Caenorhabditis elegans is the source of this 570-nucleotide messenger RNA. It is a transcript of the gene M04D8.8, whose product is annotated as DUF805 domain-containing protein. The record is from RefSeq and is marked reviewed. The coding region runs from base 1 to 570 and encodes 189 amino acids. NCBI's taxonomy places the organism in Eukaryota, Metazoa, Nematoda, Chromadorea, Rhabditida, Rhabditidae. The transcript is spliced from 3 exons.